AGCAUACCUUUCCAUCGUGAAAAGAAGCUAGCUGCGUGAGUCAGACAUUUUAUCUUCAGGCUAGUGGAAUGUCACUGAAGCAUUCUAGUGGCCUGGAGAAGUUGACCUAACUGUGGAGAUGCCUGACACUAAAUGACAUCCUGAUGACCUAAAACACUCUACACUUCUAUGAAGAGUUUCAAUUUCUACCAUGUAACUAUGUGGUAUCAUGUUUACAUACAUUUGCAUAUGCAUAAAGAUUAUACAAAGGUGCCAGAAAAAGAAUAACUGUCCCUUAAAGGUGUAUCAGUAUAGGAUGUAGGAAUCUCUCCACGCUGAAUACCUAAAUUUAAAAAAGAAAAGAAGGAAAGAUUGCUGUUCUAGGUAUUCAUCCUAGUACUAAAAUGAUAAAAUCAAAAGCCAUGCACAAAAUUACCUCCCCAGAGAAAGGCUAGUCCCUUUUCCUCCCUAUCAGUUUCACUAUGAACAUGGAAAAUAGAAAAUUCUCACCAAAUUUGAUGAAAAGCACCAACACGUCUGAAUUGAAAUACGACUUUUCAUGUGAACUAUACCGAAUAUCUACCUAUUCGACUUUCCCCACCGGAGUUCCCAUCUCAGAAAGGAGUCUUGCUCGUGCUGGUUUUUAUUACACUGGUGUGAACGACAAGGUCAAAUGCUUCUGUUGUGGUCUGAUGCUGGAUAACUGGAAACAAGGAGACAAUGCUAUUGAAAAGCAUAAACAGCUGUAUCCCAGCUGUAGCUUUAUUCAGAAUCUAAGUUCAGUUAACAGUCUGGGGGCCCCCUCUCAGUCUGUUUUUUCUUCUUCAGUAAUGAACUCCACACAUUCAUUACUACCAAGUCUGGAAAACAGUGGAUAUUUUAGUGGCUCUUAUUCAAGCUUUCCAUCAAAUUCUGUAAAUUCCAGUGCAAAUCAAACUUUUUCUGUCUUGAGGACAAGUCCCUACAAUUGUGCAAUGAAUACUGAAAAAGCCAGAUUAGUUACUUUUCAGAUGUGGCCACUGACCUUUCUGUCACCAACAGAUCUGGCAAAAGCAGGCUUCUACUAUAUAGGACCUGGAGACAGAGUAGCUUGCUUUGCCUGUGGUGGAAAAUUGAGCAAUUGGGAACUGAAGGAUGAUGCUAUGUCAGAACACCUGAGACAUUUUCCCAACUGCCCCUUUGUAGAAAAUCGGCUUCAAGAAACUUUGAGAUACACUGUUUCUAACCUGAGCAUGCAGACACAGGCAGCUCGGUUUAAAACAUUCUAUAACUGGCCAUCUAGUGUUCCAGUUCUUCCUGAGCAGCUUGCAAGUGCUGGUUUUUAUUAUGUGGGUCAUAGUGAUGAUGUCAAAUGCUUUUGCUGUGAUGGUGGACUGAGGUGUUGGGAAUCUGGAGACGAUCCAUGGAUAGAACAUGCCAAGUGGUUUCCAAGAUGUGAGUACUUGAUACGAAUUAAAGGACAGGAGUUCAUAAGUAGAGUUCAAGCCAGUCACCCUCAUCUACUUGAACAGCUGUUAUCCACUUCAGAUACUCCAGAAGAUGAAAAUGCAGAGUCACCAAUUAUUCACUUUGGACCUGGAGAAAACCAUUCAGAAGAUGCAGUCAUGAUGAAUAUACCUGUGGUUAAAGCUGCUCUGGAAAUGGGCUUCAGUAGAAGGCUGGUAAAACAAACAGUUCAGAGUAAAAUCUUAACAACUGGAGAGAAUUAUAAGACUGUAAGUGACCUUGUAUUAGACUUACUUAAUGCAGAAGAUGAAAUAAGAGAAGAGGAGAAAGAAAGAGCAACUGUGGAAAAAGAAUCAGCUGAUCUAUCAUUAAUUCGGAAGAACAGAAUGGCACUUUUUCAACAUUUGACUUGUGUGCUUCCAAUCCUGGAUAGUCUACUGAAUGCCAGAGUAAUUAAUGAACAAGAACAUGGUGUUAUUAAACAGAAAACACAGACACCCUUACAAGCAAGAGAACUGAUUGAUACUAUUUUAGUAAAAGGAAAUAGUGCAGCCACCAUAUUCAGAAACUCUCUACAAGAAAAUGACCCUAUGUUAUACAAGAAUUUAUUUGUGCAACAGGAUAUAAAGUAUAUUCCCACAGAAGAUAUUUCAGAUCUACCAAUGGAAGAACAAUUGAGGAGAUUACAAGAAGAAAGAACAUGUAAAGUGUGUAUGGAUAAAGAAGUGUCCGUAGUGUUUAUUCCUUGUGGUCAUUUAGUAGUAUGCAAAGAAUGUGCCCCAUCUCUAAGAAAAUGUCCCAUUUGUAGAAGUACAAUCAAGGGUACAGUUCGUACAUUUCUUUCAUGAAGAAGACCCAAAACCUUGUCUAAACUUUUAGAAUUAAUGAACUGAAAUGUAUUAUAAUUUUAACUUUUGUACUGAUUUGGUUUCUUUGAAAAAUUAUAUUUAUUUACAAAUUGGAAAAAAAUGUUUUUUAUAA
Orycteropus afer afer is the source of this 2406-nucleotide messenger RNA. Its product is annotated as baculoviral IAP repeat-containing protein 3. Lineage: Eukaryota; Metazoa; Chordata; Mammalia; Tubulidentata; Orycteropodidae. Gene Ontology annotation, biological process: regulation of cell cycle; regulation of apoptotic process. The record is from RefSeq and is a predicted model, not a curated record. Gene Ontology annotation, cellular component: spindle microtubule; nucleus; cytoplasm.